Molecule: messenger RNA, 2875 nt
Organism: Panicum virgatum (switchgrass)
Lineage: Eukaryota; Viridiplantae; Streptophyta; Magnoliopsida; Poales; Poaceae
Product: zinc finger CCCH domain-containing protein 24-like
Exons: 14
Coding region: 56-2614 (852 amino acids)
Biological process (GO): RNA processing
Molecular function (GO): nucleic acid binding; metal ion binding; RNA methyltransferase activity
Source: RefSeq, a predicted model, not a curated record
GUCCUUGGUUGCAUCUCUGCAACCCUCCGCGCCCACAUCCGCCGCCAUCGCCGCCAUGGAGGACGCCACGACACCGCCGUCGCAGCCCGAGCUCGUCGGAGAGAAGCGCAAGAGGGAGGAAGGAUCGCCGGAUGCGGCUGCCGAAGACGCGCCAGCCGCAUCCGGCGAGGACGCGGCCGGCGGCGGCCGCCACCCGAUGUGGAAGACGAGCCUGUGCUCCUUUUUCCGCCGCCGCGGCGCCGGCGCCGAAGGGUGCAGCCACGGGGAGUCCUGCCGCUACGCGCACACCGAGGAGGAGCUCCGCCCGAGGCCCGACGGCACCUGGGACCCCACCUCCGACCGCGCCAAGAAGCUCCGCAAGGUCGCCGCGGAGGCCCAGGAGGAGGCCGAGGAGGAGGUAACGGUGGAUGAGCAGUCGCUCGACAAGUGCCUUGUUGGCCUUCCCAGGGGCUGGACGGCUGAUAGGAUCAAGACCUUCCUCCAAGACCAGGGAAUCUUGUAUGCGACAGCAAAGAAGAAGAAGGGAAUGACAGUUGGUUUUGUGACUUUUGAAAGUGUCGAGCAAUUAACACAUGCUGUUCAGGUCCUCAAGGAGAAUCCUUCUGGUGGAAAGGAAAUAAAGAUAUCUGAUGCUAAUCGUAGGUCUCACCAGAAAGUCCGUGCUGAAGGGCAUGUUGCUAAUGGAACUGCAACAGAAAAUGGUAGUAAUCCUGCUACUACUGCUGGGGAAACAUCUGCACCUGAAGUGGUUGCCUCAAGUAAAAAAAGUGCCCGUGAUGCUGUUACUCCCCUUGCCCAUAUGCCUUACAAUGAUCAGCUAGAACAUAAAAAACAUUCAAUGGCACAAAUACUGAAGAGACUUACUCGCAAUGCUAGGAAAGCUUGCCCACCUGCCAUUCCCCUUCCUAAUUGGAUUUUUAAAUCAAAGGAAAUUGGUGGUCUUCCUUGCAAGCUCGAAGGCAUUUUGGAGUCCCCCAUUGUUGAUGGAUACCGUAACAAGUGCGAGUUCUCUGUAGGAUAUUCCUUGGAGGGCAAGAAGACAGUAGGCUUUAUGCUUGGGAAUUUCAGGGAAGGUGUGACUGCUGUUGAGGAGCCUGUGAACUGCCCAAACGUCUCAGAAAUUUCCUGUAAAUAUGCUCAGAUGUUCCAAGAUUUUCUGCAGUCAUCAAGCUUGCCUUUGUGGAGUCGAGUUGAUAACUGUGGGUUUUGGCGCCAAUUCACAGUUCGUGAGGGAAGGUGUCCAGCGGAAGCUGUUGUUUUACAACAUGUGGAAUCACAAAUAUCAGAAGUCAUGCUUAUUGUGCAGGUGUGUUCAACAGAUGUUGAUGAGGCUCUAAUGAAAGAAGAGUUUGACAAGCUGUCCACUGCCCUGAUACAAGGCGCCUCAACGUGCUCACCUCCAUUGCCACUAACAACUAUUGUAGUGCAAGAUCAUAAAGGAAUAUCAAAUGCUGCUCCUGCUGACUGUCCGCUGAUCCCACUAUUGGUGCCAAAGGGAGAUCAGUUGGAAGGCAGAGCAGAAGAUAAAACGAGAAUCCAUGAUCACAUUAGCAAUUUAAAGUUCUCCAUAUCACCGACUGCUUUUUUCCAGGUUAAUACUCUUGCUGCAGAAAGACUGUAUACCCUUGCUGGUGAUUGGGCCAAUCUCAAUUCGGACACAUUACUUUUUGACGUAUGUUGCGGGACUGGAACUAUUGGUCUAACCUUAGCACAUCGUGUUGGAAUGGUUGUCGGGAUUGAAAUGAAUGAAUCGGCGGUUUCAGAUGCUCACAGAAAUGCUCUUAUUAAUGGCAUAAAAAAUUGCCGCUUUGUCUGUGGCAAGGCUGAAGAUGUGAUCGGGUCCCUUCUCACAGAAUAUCUUGGUUCACCACAGCAACACAUUGCAGCUUCUGAAAGUAAUUCUGUGAUCAAUGAUACAAGCAAAAAUGAGGAUACGAUCAAUUGCACAGAGAGUGAUGUUGAAAAUAUGGACAGUUCAGCAGAGAAAAAUGACAAUGGUGAAAAUGAGCAGCCUAGAGAUGGAUCAGUUGAUCUUCACACUUGUGGUGAUGAGGAUAUAAAGGGAGAUUCAGUGGAUAGGGUUAACAAAGAGGCUGAUUCCAGUCCUGAUGAGCACAUUGAGGCCGUUGUUGAACAAAGUUGUGGGGAAGCAUCAUUGAUCAAUGACGAGCCCACUGAUGCAAUAUCAACUGAUAGUUUGGAGCAUGGCAAGACAUGCCAGGAUAGUUCUUCGAUUCAAAACAACAAUGUGCUUGCUGCUAGUGCAUGUCAGUUCAAAAAUGUUGUUGCCAUUGUGGACCCUCCACGUGUUGGCCUUCACCCUACUGUGAUCAAGGCAUUGAGGAUGCAUCCACUCAUUCGACGUCUAGUGUACAUUUCCUGCAAUCCAGAUAGCCUAGUCGCCAAUGCGAUCGAGCUGUGCACCCCAACAUCUGAGAAACAGGAAAAGAACAAAGGCAACCGAGGAUGGCGAUCAAUGAGCGCUGCUGGUCUUGCUAGGCAGCGGACGAAGUCCAUGCCGAACUCUGAGCCUUUUAUCCCCAAGAGGGCGAUGGCGGUGGAUCUGUUUCCUCACACCUCGCACUGCGAGAUGGUUAUGCUUUUCGAGAGGUGAAGGAAGUGUGUGUCUAUGCAAGGCAUGGUGCCUCAUUCUUUUUAAGUCAUUUUAACCAUUGUGUGUCGAGGACCCUAUAUCAAUUUUCCGCAGUUUGGUCCUCAUGUUGUAACAUGCUUAUUAACAUCUAUUUGAUCGAGAAGCCAUGGAUUGGAUGGUUAGUGUUUGAUAUUCUGCAUAAUUUUGAUAGGAUGUGCUACUUCAGCGUAUCAACACAUUCCGUUUCCUGAUAAAUGGACGCCACAUGAUUGAAGUACCAAA